Molecule: messenger RNA, 1293 nt
Organism: Rhopilema esculentum
Lineage: Eukaryota; Metazoa; Cnidaria; Scyphozoa; Rhizostomeae; Rhizostomatidae
Source: RefSeq, a predicted model, not a curated record
GCCAUCUGCAUGCUAGACCGCCAGGCGAGGCUGUUCUCCUGUGCAGCGGCAAAUUUGCCCUAGAAAUCUAUAACGAUGAUCAUUGAAAUCGCAAGAUAGGAUCGUUCUUAUCAACUUGGGAUUAUUCCUACAAAUGCAGUUAAGGCAGUUCAAAAUGCAAAGGGCAAUUCAUGAACAUCCUCUUGUUAAAGUUGACCCCAAUGUUGUUUAUCAGCAAUAUCAUGGAAGGUGGACAUGUGAUGGAUGCCAGAAUUCACAAGGCAAUACUCGAAUGCCAUACCAUUGUGCUACUUGCAAUUAUGAUGUCUGUGAUGAAUGUUUUCAGGGACAUAGACAUUUAAGGCACCAACAUCCACUAUACCGUAUGGACAUGGCACGAGUUUAUCCAGAGUUCCAAGGUGGUUGGAAAUGUGAUCACUGUGGAAGAAACAAGCAGCAGCUGCAACAAACCCAUGGGUACCACUGCCCUUUAGACCAGUUUGAUCUUUGUCAUGAGUGUUUUCAUGGAAAGCGACACCAAAUUCAUGUCCAUACUCUGAAACCUGCUGAUUCAAUCAUUAUGUAUGGGGAAUCAACUGGUUUGUGGCUUUGCGACUCAUGUUGUCUAAGUGGCAGUGAAAUUGGAAGUCGUUUUCCUUGGCACUGCGCAGAAUGUGAUUUUGAUGCUUGUGACUACUGUAUGAAAGAAUAUGACUUUCCUUUCCAUCAUCAUCCCUUGACUAUAACAGACUCAAGACUUUCAUACAAUGACUUUAAUGGUAGAUGGACCUGUGAUGUGUGUCAUUCUUCUGGAGGACAGGGAAUAAAUGGAAGAGACAAAUCUUUUCACUGUUCAACAUGCAGAUACGAUGUCUGUCUGUAUUGUGUGAAAAAUCUUACUAACUGGCCUAGAGGAAAUUUUGGAACAGAUGUUCCUUGUCCAAAUCCACCAAUAACCCAACAGCAGAUUCCACUACCAGAAUUCAGGCCAGAAGAUGACCAGGAAGAACCUGAUGAAUCACAAAGAUGUGAUAUAUGUUUGGUUCGCCGCAAAAAUGCAACAAUUGUACAUGGAAAUACCGGACAUAUUUGCUGUUGCAUGCGAUGUGCUUGGAUUUUAAAGACUAAGGGUGAAAAAUGUCCUAUAUGUAGAGCAAAGAUAGACAAUGUCAUACGACAUUUCACUUCCUAAGAGAAUUGUUUAUGUUUAAUUGUCAAAGUUUAUUUUUUUGCACCUAACAUGUCACUUGCCUUGCAGAAAACAAUGUAUCAAAACAAAAUCUAAUUACAAUUAAAUAUUGCAAGGAAACACAG